This is a messenger RNA of Aegilops tauschii subsp. strangulata, 1634 nucleotides long. Its product is annotated as serine/threonine-protein kinase UCNL. Gene Ontology annotation, biological process: protein phosphorylation. NCBI's taxonomy places the organism in Eukaryota, Viridiplantae, Streptophyta, Magnoliopsida, Poales, Poaceae. Gene Ontology annotation, molecular function: ATP binding; protein serine/threonine kinase activity. The record is from RefSeq and is a predicted model, not a curated record.
AGCGCUCCUCUUAUAUCUCGCCUCCAAACCCUCCUCGCCUCUCUCACCAUUCCACGCGCGCCCACUAUUCUUGGGAGAGUCCAAACUCCCCCCUCCCUCCCCGGCGUACAAACACGCGAGCGCACCCGCCCGUGCCGGCCCAUGCCCAUGGAGGUCGACCUCGACCGUGCACGCGCUCUGCGCGUUCUCGGCCGAGGCGCCAUGGGCACCGUCUUCCUUGUCGAGGCCGACCCGGCGCGGCCCGGCUGCGGCCGCUACGCCCUCAAGGUCUUCGACAAGCGCUCCGCCGGGCCGACCAAGCCCGACGCCGACCGCCGCGCACGGUGGGAGGUGACCCUGCUCUCCCGCCUUGCGCACCCGCACCUGCCGUCCCUCAUUGGCACCGCCGAGACGCCCGACCUCCUCGCCUGGGCCGUCCCCUACUGCCCCGGCGGUGACCUGAACGAGCUCCGCUACUCCCUAGCUGACCGUGUCUUCUCUCCGGCCGCCAUACGCUUCUACAUCGCCGAGACCGUGUCCGCGCUCGCCGACCUCCACGCCUCCGGCAUCGUGUACCGCGACCUCAAGCCCGAGAACGUGCUACUCCGAGCCGACGGCCAUGUUACCCUCACCGACUUCGACCUGUCGCGCCUCCUCCCGGCCUCUACCUCUUCCCCGUCGACGUCGCCUCCUCCUCAGGUGAAGCCCGUCUUCCACAGCGGCCACCGCCGGACGCGCGCCUCCGCUGCUGGCCACCACGCCAAGCGCGAGCCUUCGUCUGCGGCCGCGUCGACGCCGAAGCUGCAGCAGUUUCAGAACCUGGUUCGUUUCCUGACGCGAAGCAACGGCAGCGCUCCCGAGCUGGCCAAGAAGACCAAGUCGGCGCGCGUGUCCCCGGUGAGCCGGAAGGCCGCAUGCUCCGGCGCGGCGUGGGGCAGGUCGUACUCGUUCGUCGGCACGGAGGAGUACGUGGCGCCGGAGGUGGUGAGCAGCGACGGCCACGGGUUCGCCGUCGACUGGUGGGCGGUGGGCGUGCUCGUCUACGAGAUGGCGUUCGGCCGCACGCCGUUCAAGGGCAAGAACCGCAAGGAGACGUUCCGGAACGUGUUGCACAGGGAGGUCGAGUUCCCGGGCGACACCCAGCGCCGGAUGCCGGAGCUGACCGACCUCAUCUCGCGGCUGCUGCAGCGGGAUCCCGCGAGGCGGCUCGGGUACGCCUGCGGCGCCGACGAGAUCCGGGCGCACCCGUUCUUCACCGGGAUGGCGUGGGACAUGCUCGCGGAGGUGACCCGCCCGCCCUACAUCCCGCCGCCAGCGGAGGACAACGCAGCCGACGGCGAGGGCUUCGACGUGAGGGACUACUUCAAGAAGCUCCACCAGCCGCCGCCACCGCCGCCUCCGGAGUCGGGCUCCUCGUCGUCGUCGUCGUCGUCGGACUUCUCGUCGGUGUUCUGACUUGUAUAGCUUACGUGGCCGGCCAUGUGGUAGUCGAUUCGCUCCUCGGUAGAUUGCUGUUUCGUAACGAGCGAAUGGGGGUGCACUGUGCAGUGCAGGCGUCGAGAACACGGGCGUGAUCGGUGUAAAUAAAUUCGGUGUAACGCUGGUGCAGAUGCGGAAGCAAUUUUGAGAGGUGCACGGUUCAGUUGAGGGUCCAA